This is a messenger RNA of Notechis scutatus (mainland tiger snake), 492 nucleotides long. It is a transcript of the gene PIN4, whose product is annotated as peptidylprolyl cis/trans isomerase, NIMA-interacting 4. Lineage: Eukaryota; Metazoa; Chordata; Lepidosauria; Squamata; Elapidae. The record is from RefSeq and is a predicted model, not a curated record. Gene Ontology annotation, molecular function: peptidyl-prolyl cis-trans isomerase activity; DNA binding. Gene Ontology annotation, biological process: rRNA processing.
GCUUGUCUCAGUCGCGUGCGAUGACGUCACAGGGAAGCGACCCCCCCCGGUGCUGCAGAAAGGCAGGAAGAAGCCCGUAAAAGAUGCCUCCGAAAGGGAAAGGCGGCGGCAAAGCGGCCAAAGGAGGAGCAUCUUCUGGCAGUGACACAGCCGACAAGAAAGCUCAGGGGCCAAAAGGAGGAGGCAGUUCCGUGAAGGUGAGGCAUAUUCUGUGUGAGAAACACAGCAGAGCUCUGGAAGCCUUGGAGAAGGUCAAAGCUGGAGUGCGCUUCAGUGAGGUCGCUGCACAAUAUAGCGAAGACAAAGCCAGACAAGGGGGAGAUCUGGGCUGGAUGAGCAGAGGCUCCAUGGUGGGGCCUUUUCAGGAAGCAGCAUUUGCUUUGCCCGUCAGCAGCAUGGACAAACCAGUGUACACGGAUCCCCCCGUUAAAACCAAGUUUGGAUAUCACAUAAUCAUGGUGGAAGGGCGGAAAUAAUAAAUGUUAGACACUA